Molecule: messenger RNA, 1728 nt
Organism: Eleginops maclovinus (Patagonian blennie)
Lineage: Eukaryota; Metazoa; Chordata; Actinopteri; Perciformes; Eleginopidae
Gene: ppp1r3da
Product: protein phosphatase 1, regulatory subunit 3Da
Exons: 2
Coding region: 270-1181 (303 amino acids)
Biological process (GO): regulation of glycogen biosynthetic process
Cellular component (GO): protein phosphatase type 1 complex
Molecular function (GO): glycogen binding; protein phosphatase 1 binding
Source: RefSeq, a predicted model, not a curated record
CGUUUUGGUCCGUGUGAAGCUUCCUGAUAACUGCGCGCAUAUUAGCUGAUCUCCAUGGAGGGCACUCUAUUGACAUGCAUGUACGUCUCAUAGUUGGGAGACUUUAAUCACUUAUAGAUCAGGUAACGUGACUGCAGCCAACAGCGGAGACUCGUGACGCACGGAGGAAUGGGGGAUCUAGGCUACACCCUGAAGCUAAAAUGUAACUAACGCUUCAUAUCUUUAUAUGUUUUUCUUUCAGGUGAGCAGGACAACAGUUGAAACAGAACAUGCAUAGAGGGUGGUUUAUUGGACAUGAGAGGAUUCCCCUUUCACACGAUGAGACUCCCAGCUCAUCCAGCAGUGUAUCAAGACCCUGCAUUACUAUCAACGUUACUGAAAUGCUUCAAGCUGACAAGCCUAGUGCUGCAAAGAAGCCAAUACCAAUCCGGCCCCCGAGUCACAGAGUAUCUCUGACAAAAGCACCAGAGCUUCAACGCAGUCUCUCCUGUGAACCCAGGCCUAAACCCAUCAUCAGACAGCGAUCACACUCUCUGCCUUCCACUGCAGAGAAGAAGAAGCAAUUCAGAAAUGUUGGCGUACGGUUUGUUGACGCUCUGGGGCUUGACCUGGAGGACAUAAAGCUUUUCAAAUCUGGUGAUGAUCCAUCUGUACCACAUCAUGUUGCCUUUAGAUUGUUGAUGGGUGCAGAGUUGGCCGAUGGAAGGCAUCUGGAGAUAUCUCUGCCAUACUUAAAGCCGGUUUUUGCCCUGCAACCUGGUGACCAACAAGGAUUCAUGCAUCGCCUCCAUAAGCAAAAAGUGUGCCUGGAGAGAGUCUUGUGUUUUGAACUGUGUGUAAUCGGAAUCACCCAGGUUCUCAAUAUGGACUUUGAGAAAGCUGUCAUAGCUCGUUAUUCAUUUACAGAGUGGAAGAGCAGCACAGAAACUAAAGCCUAUUGGGUAUCCACCAAGACCUGGGAAGGAGAUGAGGGUAAACUCAGUUGUGAUACUUUUCAUUUCCACCUGCCUGUUCCUCCAUUCCUUCAGCCGGGAGCAGUGUUACAGUUUGCCAUUCAAUACAAAGUCUGUAGGACUGAAUAUUGGGACAACAAUAAUGGGGAGAAUUACAAGUUAGUGUGCCAUAACUACAAGCUUAAUGUGCCCAAAGAAUGCGAGGAUAGCAUGGUGCACUUCAUUUAGGGUGCAAAGGUACAAACUAGUUAUUUAGAGCACUUUAUGACUUUUGUGAGAUAAACACAUUAUAUAUGAAUAACUGCAGUGUGACAUAUAAUGUUAAUUUUGGAGACUAACGGGAUAUCUUUGAAUCAAAUGAGAUUCAAUACAAACUGUCAACUCUUGAAAAACGUAGUAUGGUUGGACAUUCAAUGCACUACCUGAAGUGCCAUUGUUUCACUCUUGGGAUUUAAAAAAAAAUAUUGCACUCUAUUAUUUGAUAUUUCUAGCUGAAUUUUAGUAAACAGAAGUGAAACCCACUUAGCAAUACGUAAAUAUUCAGUUAUUAUGAAAUGAAAGCAUAUCAGUCCACCAUUAUCUAGCUCGGUGUCUGACUUGGAGAAUCGUUUUAAAAAUGUAUAAAUUGCAGGAAUUUUGUCUGCAAAAAAAAUAAUUACUCUAUUCAGAGUUUAUCUUGAAGUCACAUGUUGUAAACCAAAUGCCAUAACCCUGCAAUAGAUGAAUCAGAAAUGAACGCAUAUUUUGUUUAACAAUAAAGCACAAUUCCACAUAA